GGUUACAAUAAGAAUUGUUACAACAUGCAUGUCGUUGCAACAUGUUCACCAUUCUUUCCAUUCCUGUGUCAGGGUAUGCUGAUGCUACAGUUUAAUCCGCAUCAAAUUGAUGGAAUUUUGUACUUGGCACUAGCACUCUUAUCAGUGAACAAUGCAGGAGAAGAAUACAUGAACAAGUUUCUCAUUGAUCAGCUGGCAGUUAGUGAGGAACAGGUUACAGAUGAUGCGGGAAACCCAAAUAAUCCAAUAGAUGGUUGGGGGUUUAUUGCAAGGGUUGCAGGGGCUGCCAUUGGCGGGGUGUUGACAUCAUCAAAGCUUCCAAUACGAAACUGGCCUUUUAUUCCAGCAAUUUUGGUGGGAAUUGGUUGCGUAUUUUUCUAUUCUUACAGAAUAUGCUAUGAGGUAUCUUCAAGAGAUCAUCAAGGGGAAAAGCAUGAAUUAAGGCCGCUUCUGAAAUUACUCCCCCUGUGGGCUCCUUUCCUUAUAUAUUAUGUUGUUGAUGCAGCAGGUAGCACCUUGUUCAAUUAUGAAGUUUAUUUGUAUAUUAUACGCAGUGAUCAAGAUUAUCUGUUUAUAAUACAGAAAUCUUCUGGAAUAAUAGUGUCACGUUUAAUCGGUUAUAUAAUCACAAAGUUCUACAGUGAGGUAAACCAGAAGGAACAACAAAGCAUUAGGCUAGUGAAGAUUACAUUCGGGAUGUUGGUUUGUUUUCUGUUCUGCAUUGACACUUGGCAUCUUGAGGCUAAAGGAAAAUCAGAAGGCUGCUUGUGCAAAACAAAGGUGAUCUCAUUGAUAUUCAUUCUACAGUUAAUCUUGUUAGGAAUUAUGAAAGAAAUGGUUAAACCAUUGUUGGGAGAAUACUUCUGUGACCAAGUACCAGAUCAAUCCAUGCAUCAUCUGGAAUUCACAUUCAAUAGCUUUGUGGAAGGAUUGGGACGAUUGUUAGCUGUGGUAUGUAUUCUAGUUUUUAGAAAUUGGAUUAGUGAGAUCGCCGACAAUAGGCAUUUAGACAUAUACUGUAAAACAUUGGCAUUUAUGAGCUUAUGUGCCUUACUUUUGUUCGUAUAUCUAUCCAAUACACGUUAUUGGAAAAAAGAGGUAGAGGAUCAUGAUGAUGACCAUCUUGAGAAGUUGGAAGAGGGCAGUCUGAGCCUCAGCAGCAGCCAACCUUCGGAAUCUCAAUCUUCCUUUCUACACUCAUCAUCAGUAUCACAAUCCACAGCUUACUUCUCAGGUGAUGAAUCCAUCUCUGCAAGUUCAGAAGCAGCAGUACUCCCAAACUUGGAGAGUGCAGGAUCCUCUGUUCAUAAAGACUACUGGUCAAUUGUAAAAAGGUACCAAAGAUGCCAUGGCUUUUUAAGGUACAUCAAUGAAAGCUUGGGGGCGAAAGAAAAGUCUAGUUGACAACCAUUGCUUCACAAACUUGUUCUUAACUACUGAGUGGUUUCACUUUUGAUGACUGUGAUAUGUUAUUACUAUUUUCUCAUUUUGUGCUACUGUUUGAGUGUUUAUGACCAAUUAUGUAUAGAUGUGCUUAAUUGUUGAGAUUCGUCAUAAUUGUUUCUUGUAUCAUAUAGCUUCUUUUGUGAACUUUUGUAUAUAUGACCCUCUAUAUUAUGUAUGGUUGUGUUUAUGGGUCUUUAAAGUUUUGUUGUAAUGUAUUAAUUCCAAAUUGGUUAAUGAUAAAUAUUUUAUCUGUGC
Molecule: messenger RNA, 1701 nt
Organism: Rubroshorea leprosula
Lineage: Eukaryota; Viridiplantae; Streptophyta; Magnoliopsida; Malvales; Dipterocarpaceae
Source: the annotation of a GenBank genome assembly